AUGCAUUCAAUGGUGAACAAAGUAGAGAAAAAAACUCUUUUACCUGUACCUUCCUCCGGUCGACCUCUAAAACAGAGAAGAAUACAGUCGAUUAAGCAGCAACCGCUGCAAGAGGGUCAUCCGUCUUCACGGUCAUCAACAUUGCAAGCUUCGGUAUUUCCUAUUAGAAACGUACAACAACUAUUAAUAUUCCUUAAUGAUGAGCUUGAUUUGGGUGUUAAAGAGAACGAUCUAACCAAUCCUUCCCCGCAACGAACUCGAUCUCUCUAUCAAUUGUUGUAUAACCAUUUCUUCUGGUGGGCUGAGAAGAAUUCAAAGCAGCAGAAUGAUCAGAAAAAGAGUCAGGAGCCAUCGAACGUUCUUGCCACACAAGUGACACUCUACAAAAAAUUCAACAGCUUUUUAAAAAGAUUGCGAUGCCCUAUUACCUACGCUGACUACUGCAAUUCAACAGCGCUAAUUGUUCAAAAGGUUGUCUCCAAUAUUGCAGCUUUUUACGACGUUCAAAAAUCGUGUUAUGAAAAAUUCGCAUCUUCUAUCAACGAAAUAACCUCAGCCAAUGAUGAAAACCAACGUUUGCUAGAAGAGAAGCAGAAAAAGAUAGCAGAUUACAUGGAGAAAGAGAGCGUCAUCCUAGAGGCGGAGAAGGAGAGCGAAAGGAUGCUUAUGGAAAAUGAAAGCUUGGAUGUAAGCAUCCGAGAACUGAGAAAGGAACUAGACACGGUAAACAAGUCUAUUUCGAACCAGAAGAAGAAGAAAUUGGAACUGAAAGACAGAAUGUCUGAAUUGUAUAUGGCCACAGUUGAAGAGCAAAAUCGCGUAGAUACGUUAAAAGAGAUUUCAAAGAUAGACAUACAUGAGUUACAGGCACAGAUAGAAACUCUGAACCAGGAGAAACCGUUAAUUGAACAAAAAAUGGUAGAAGCUCAAUCAAAAGUGGACAACGCAGAUAGGACUAUUGCAGAAAUGAAAGCGCUAAGCACUUGCUUAAAAAAAUGCAUCCAAUCUUUUGACGACUUUAAGAACAAGGUUCAACAAGCAGAGGGCCUUAAACAAACGCUUAACACCAUGAAAGAAGGUUUUGCAAAAGAAAAAAUGAAGGAAGAUGAAUUGCUAAAUGAAAUCAGCUAUGUAAAUAAAAAAUAUGAAGAAGAUGAAGCAAACCUUAAGCGAAUAGCAGUACAGAGAGAAGAAAAACGCCAAAUGGUAGAUAUAGAAUGGAAAGAGCAAAGCAUGAAAUGGGAAAUAGAAUUGGAAAAGCUCAAACAAUCAGAAACAGCGAGUGCUGCUGAUGCUCAGCGUUUGCGCGAAAUAGAAUCCGAGGUUAAUCAACUUCGCUUGGCAGAGGCUAACCACAUGAGUUCGAUUACAGAAAAAUAUCAAUCAUUGUUGCUGGCUAUUGAUGAAAUUUUGGAAGGAAUCAAGCAUUCAAACUGA
Molecule: messenger RNA, 1437 nt
Organism: Mycotypha africana
Lineage: Eukaryota; Fungi; Mucoromycota; Mucoromycetes; Mucorales; Mycotyphaceae
Exons: 6
Coding region: 1-1437 (478 amino acids)
Cellular component (GO): kinetochore; Ndc80 complex
Source: RefSeq, a predicted model, not a curated record